Messenger RNA from Erythranthe guttata (spotted monkey flower), 1183 nucleotides. Its product is annotated as Cytochrome b561/ferric reductase transmembrane protein family. The record is from RefSeq and is a predicted model, not a curated record. Lineage: Eukaryota; Viridiplantae; Streptophyta; Magnoliopsida; Lamiales; Phrymaceae. Gene Ontology annotation, molecular function: oxidoreductase activity.
UAGUAAUCAUUAAAUGGUAAUAAAUGACACAUGGUGUCAGCUUAAUCCCAUUUGACUAAUUAACUAUUACAAUAAAAUAACACCAAAAAAGAAAUAAUAAAAAAAGUCCAAAUAAAGUAGGUUCCCAAGAAGAAAGACCAUUGCUUUUCUCAACAAAUAAUGUCAAUUCUUGCCCUACUCAAAUAAAGUAAUAAUAUUUCAAAUAUAUAUACAUACAUACAUAUAUAAUGGUGGUGUGUGUCAGAUCUAUAAAUCUAAUAUUAUUGUGUCGGUUGUUUUCUUUACUAAAGUACAGAGUUGAAAGAAGAGAGAGUUGAGUUUGAAGCUAUGGUAUUUUGUACUCUGUUUUUUGCAAGAUUAUCAGCUUUUAUAGUUGCAAUUCUUGUACUCAUAUGGGCUCUUCAUUUCAAGACUAGCUUUAUUUCUCAAGAGGAAGAUGACCUCAUCUUUGCUGUGUUGCAUCCUUUGCUAAUGGUGAUUGGUUUCAUUGUUGUUAGUGGAGAAGCAAUUUUAGUGCACAAAUGGUUGCCUGGAUCAAGAAAUUUGAAGAAACUAGUGCACCUUUGUCUCCAAGGUUUGGCUUUGGGCUGUGGCAUUUUCGGUAUUUGGACAAAGUUCCAAGGUCAAAAUGGGGUUGUGGCUAAUUUCUACAGUUUGCAUUCUUGGAUGGGUCUCAUCUGUGUUACAAUGUUUGGUGCUCAGUGGGUAUUUGGGUUUGUGAGCUUUUGGCACAAAGUGGAGGUACGAACGACGAGGCUGAAGGUACUACCUUGGCAUAUCUUCCUUGGAUUGUACACUUACGGCCUGGCGAUAGUAACAGCCGAGACGGGGCUUCUUGAGAAGCUCACUUUCUUGCAGACCGAAGGUAAUGUAUUGAAACGUUGCCCGGAAUCAGCCGUUGUGAAUGGUUUAGGGCUUUGUUUGGUUGUGUUGAGCAGUGCUGUUAUAGUAGCGGCAAUUUCCCAGAAACAACAAACUUCAAAUUCUAAGAUCGUAUUUUCGGACAGCAGUUACUCUUCUUACUAAUAAAAAUACUGUCACAUUUGUACAUAUAUCCGGUUUUGAUUUUUUUUUUUUUUUGCAUUCUGCGUGAACGGAUGUAUUUUGGGAGUGGAUACACGUUGAAAAAGAAGAUGGUCGAUGAAUUUUUGAUACAUUUAUACAUAAUAAAUGAUUUUGUGAA